GCUGCAGAGAGGGACAGUAGAGGAAGUGUUCUGUUCAGGCUGUCAGUGCUGUGGGCUUGGGAAACGCAAUGUCUGUGAACCUUAGUAAGAAUGGCGCCGCUUUACAGGCUGCUUAUAACGAGGUGGUGAACGAGAAAACCAAAACAGACUGGGCUCUCUAUACCUAUGAAGGUAAUAGCAAUGACGUCCGGCUGGCCGGAACUGGAGAUGGGGGCCUUGAGGAGUUAGUGGAAGAACUAAGCAGUGGUAAAGUCAUGUAUGCUUUCUGUAGGGUAAGGGAUCCCAACUCUGGACUCCCAAAAUACGUCCUCAUUAAUUGGACCGGAGAAGGCGUGAAUGAUGUCCGGAAAGGAGCAUGUGCCAACCAUGUCAGAACCAUGGCAAAUUUCUUAAAGGGGGCUCAUGUAACAGUUAAUGCGCGCUCCGAUGAGGAUGUGGAACCGGAAUCCAUCAUGCAGAAAGUGGGUAAAGCAUCUGGAGCCAAUUACAACUUCCACCGAGAGACUAGCAGGGCGGCUGAUGUACCCCAAGGCCCUGUGGGUUCUGUCUACCAAAAGACCAAUGCAAUGUCAGAGAUUAAAAAAGUUGGGAAGGAGAAUUUCUGGGCAAAGGCAGAGAAAGAUGAGGAAGAACGCAGGAUCGAGGAGCAAAAAAGGGCACAAGCAAACAAGGAACGACUGGAGAGAGAACGCAAAGAGAGAGAGCAGAAGGAAGCAGAAGUGCGAGAGAAGAGGUUUCGAGAGAGGGCGGGAGAGAUAGAUGCUCAGAGGAAGCAGCAAGAUGCAGCUGAAACACAACAAAGUGAUGUUGCACCCCAGAGACCCGCUAACCCUCGCGAGAUGUUCUUGCAGAAGGAACGCUCUGUGCCUGAUGCUGCCCCAAGCGGCACACAGCCAGGGAGGCUGCGCAGUCCCUUCUUGCAGAAGACAAGCAGUCAGCCCGAGUCUCCCCCUUCAUCCCCUGUACGUCGUAUACAGGAACCCCCUGCACCCCCCGUGUAUCAAAUACAUCAUGAAACCCCCCCAGAUUCUCCUGUGCAACCAGCCUCUCCUAUUCCUACACCCACUGUCCAUGUAACAGAACCUGUAACCAAACACGAGGAAGAGGAGUUUGUUUACCAGGAGCCUCCAGAAGAACCCUGUAUAUAUGAAGAGCCACCCCAGGAACCUGUUGAAGAACCUGUGUAUGAGUCUGGGGUAGAGGAAGAUAGGGGGAUUUGUGCACGGGCACUGUACGAUUAUCAGGCAGCUGAUGACACCGAAAUUUCCUUUGAUCCAGAUGAUCUUAUCACACAUAUAGAGAUGAUUGAUGAGGGCUGGUGGCGUGGCUAUGGACCGGCUGGGAGCUAUGGCAUGUUCCCUGCCAACUAUGUGGAGCUUCUGGAAUGAAUGAACAAAAGAAUGGGAGUUCUGGGGGGAGGUGGGACACUGUGAUGCGAAGCUCCUAUUGCACUAAAGCAGUUAUAUUAUCAUGGGCUGUAACCACAAAACAAUAGCACUUAACGUCUGUGCAAUCCCAGAAUGCUUAGUGUUGUGUUCAACUGUGAACUAGACAAUAUUAUACACACAGAGAUAUCACUCAUACAGCUCUAGGUAUAGUAAAUAUAUUAUUUUGUUUUUAUCGUAAAUCCAUGAGUACAACUAAAAUUUAACUCAUCCACCAAGAUACCUGUAGAACAUUGCUCAACAUGUGAUUUCAUGUAGCAAAGGUCUCAACAGGGAAAAGGGUUAAAGACCUAAUGCUGUGUGUUUUAUUCCGUGUGCUACAUUCCAGGAGAGUGUCUUCACCAAAUAACCUCACCUCCCAUACCUGUCCAUUACCGUUAUCUUUUUAUCACCUUAUUUUUUGCUCAUUCCCCUUCUGCAUGUCUUCAAUGUUAACCUCUCUGUAUUGUUGUCACUUUAACAUCUUUCUUUUUUUAUUCUCUUUAUCCAUUUUGUAUGCGCCACCACUAACAUAUAUCCAUAUUUUUAUUAUUAACCCUCUUUCCUAAAGACUUUGCACCAUUAAGUCUAGUCUUUAUCCAUCUGAAUCCCAUGUCUGUAUGCCCUUUCUCUUCUCCAUGUGUUACCCUUUGUCUGGACUUUAUCCAUCCUUCUUAAUAUGUCAAGAAGUUCUAUUCUUUGCAGAUCUUUUCUCUUGUUCUCUCCCCAAUUAAUUUACUCAUCCUAGAUUCCAUCUUGUUCAAUCACUGGUGUCAAGCCAUCCUUCACUGUCUGCAAUUUACUCUCUGGUGCUUUAUAGGGACCAUUCAUGUCCCCACUCAUAUUCUUCUCCAUGUGAAAAGGGGGUUUAUCAAGAACACCAAUAAUUCUCAUAUUCAUGAUUUCCCCCCCUAAUUUUGAUCAAAUAACCUUUCCAGGAACCAGUGUGGCCUACCACAAACGAGAUUUGCAAAAUCAACGGUUAUCCUCACAGAUUAUAUAACAGAAUGAACAGCCCCAUAAUUGUUCACAAAUGAUUUGUUAGUUGGUUCUGUAUUCUAAACCUCAUUAAUGUUUACUCUAUUUUAUGAGUUCAACAGGUUAUGUAUAUAAAAUGUGCUUAUUUUAAUCAGGUUUAGAUGUAGAUAGAGAUUCUAACUAUUAAAGCAGAUACAAAAGCCUGUCAAGUUGUAAAGGAGCAUAAGUCUCUUUUUUUUUUUUAAGUUAUGGAUAGUAAAACCAUUUGCAUGUAACUUUCAAAAUAGUACUGUGUCAAUAUUCCUUCAUUUGCACGCUGUUCAAAUCCCAUAAAUUAUGCAUAUAUAGGUAGAAAAUUCAGGAACUUGCACACUUCACCAUACAAAGUAAUUGUCCAUAGCUGGGAUAUUGCUAAUUUCAUGACCUUUGUAUAAUCCUAAAUAUCCUACCUAGGUAUACCUUACAGAAAGCCAUACAAUUUUGGGAUGUCACUAGUGGAAAAUGAUUAAAGGGACACUCAACACAAAUUUUUUCUUUUGUGAUUCAGAUAGAACAUGACAUUUUAAGCAACUUUCUAAUUUACUCCUAUUAUCAAAUGUUCUUUAUUCUCUUGGUAUCUUUAUUUGAAAUGCAAGAAUGUAAGUUUAGAUGCCGGCCCAUUUUUGGUGAACAACCUAGGUUGUCUUUGCUGAUUGGUGGAUAAUUUAAUCCAUCUAAGCUUUUUUUCUUGGUUCAGAACUCUGGACAGCAGUUUUUGAUUGGUGGAUAAAUUAAUCCACCAAUCAAAAACUGCUGUCCAGAGUUCUGAACCAAGAAAAAAAGCUUAGAUGCCUUCUUUUUCAUAUAAAGAUAGGAAGAGAACGAAGAAAAAUUGAUAAUAGGAGUAAAUUAGAAAAUUGCUUAAAAUUACAUGCUCUAUCUGAGUCCCGAAAGAAAAUUUUUGGGUUCAGUGUCCCUUUAAGUAUUGAUACAGAGUACUAUUUUGAAAGUUACAGGUAUAAUAUGCAUAACUUAAAGGGAUGCAUUGAAUAUUUCCAUCAGUUUGUAGAGCGCCAACAGAUUCUGCAGUGCUUUACAUUUAAGUUUUAAAUAGAAGCAUUUUUUGUAAUAUACUUCCAUUAGAAAAAUGUUUCUAGUAAAAGUUAUUAUUGUUCAAGUGACAUAUGCUACAUGUGAUCAGAGCAUCAAGAUUCAAGGGAGGAGCUGGUGAUGGUAAUUAUUGUGUCAGUGAAGACUUAAAGGGACAUGAAACCCAAAAUAUUUCAUUCAUGAAUCAGAUAGAACUUACAAUUUAAAACCGCUUUCCAAUUUACUUCUAUUAUCAAUUUUUCUUCAUUGUCUUUGUAUUCCUUGUAAAAAGAGCAGCAAUGUACUACAGCAGCUAGCUCCCAGUAGUGCAUUGCUGCAACCGAGCCUACCUUGGUAUGCUUUUCAAAAAAGGAUACCAAGAGAACGAAGCAAAAUAGAUAAUAAAAGUAAAUUGUAAAGUUGUUUAAAACUACAUGCCCUAUAUGACUUAUAAAAGAUAAUUUGUGGGUUUCAUGUCACUUUAAUUUGUAUCAUACAAGCCACUACUUACUCUCUGAGAAGGUGUGAUUAACAAAUGCUGGUGCACAGGGCACUCACAGCGUAUGCCGUUGAAACACAGUAACAAGUUUUACUAGAAGCCUUUUUUUGCUAAUGGAUGUAUAUUACCAAAAUGUUUCUAUUUCAAAAUGAAUGGAACCCAUGUAUAUUUCACUUUUGACAUUUAUAUCCCUUAAAAAAAAAAAAAAAAAAAAAGACUUGUCCCUUUAAUGAUGGCUCCUGCCACAGUGCGGCGUAGCCAGAAAUUGUUAACCUGUGCAGUUUGGAGAUUUGGCUACAUACGUUAUAUUUGCCAAUGUAUCCAUCUGAAUGUCAGUCUAGUGCGAUAUCUUUCAAGAUUUCUCUGCCUUUCAAACAAUAGUCCCUCAUUUCUGCUUUUUUGUUUAUAGUGACUUUUUACCCCAUCUAUAAUAGUUUUCUUUCUUCAUAUCCUUCUUGUAAUGAAACACCAGUAGAUUACAUUGUAAGACCAAAUUUAAAUAAAGUUUAAUAAUACAACAACCUGGCAGUGACAUUUGCCACUAACACAUAAAGAGUAGCGGUUAAAUAAUCAACCACCUGUUUAUCUGUAUUUAUUUGUAAUUGGUGGUGAUAUCCUUAAAGAAAUGACAUGCUGGUUGGUCAUAAAGAGAUCAAAUGUACAUUUGUGGUUUUAGAAAACUUUUGGAAAUGUGAAUGACAGUUCAAUUAAUCACUAAAAUGGACCUCUACUGCCAGUUUGCUGUUCGUUUGGACCACCAAUAAUAAUAAUAAUAAUAAAUUAUCAUAUUUCUACUAGAGAAAUUAAAGUUGUGCACUGCUCACUGCAAGCUGGUUAUUGGGAACAUGGUGAAUUGUGUCUUUAAUAUAUUCAGCUGUGAAUCUGGGCCAAACGUUUAGGGGUUACUAAAGCUGUUCUGUCUUAAUUCAUUUUAUAAUGGAACAAUCAUAUUGAUGCAUUUUAUUUUUGCCAUUUUUUAAUCAUUAAACAUAUAAAAUAAAGACUUUGUAAUAA
This is a messenger RNA of Bombina bombina (fire-bellied toad), 4983 nucleotides long. RefSeq names its product drebrin like (gene DBNL). The record is from RefSeq and is a predicted model, not a curated record. Gene Ontology annotation, cellular component: actin filament; postsynaptic density; plasma membrane. Lineage: Eukaryota; Metazoa; Chordata; Amphibia; Anura; Bombinatoridae. Gene Ontology annotation, biological process: neuron projection morphogenesis; positive regulation of axon extension; positive regulation of dendritic spine morphogenesis. Gene Ontology annotation, molecular function: actin filament binding. Bases 69 to 1388 code for a protein of 439 amino acids. The transcript has 13 exons.